AUGGCUGGAACAGUUUUGUGUGUGGCAAAUAUACUACAACUAGUAGGUGUUGUGUCUCCGGAAUGGGACUUAUUUGAUACACCGUACCUCGGCUCCAAAAUUAGACUUUAUCAGAAUCUAUGGACGAUCCAUGAUGAAAUAAAUGAUACAGCUAUUCGUGAGGGAUUGGUGCCACAACUGUUAAACACUGGCUGGAAAGCAGUUAUCGGGAGAUUAGAGGUCAGUGCGUUGUUGACCGGCGUCCUUGCUCUAGUUUUGGUCAUCAUCACAUCUAUUACGAAAAUAUCGUCAAGGCGACAGUUCUUCCUGGUCACGUGCUUCCUUUUAGCAGCACUGCUAUCGAGUUCGUCUGCCAUCACUGCCAUAUUUGGAGUUCGUAUUUACACACACAGUUACAAGAGCAUUCUAAGCGUUGAGGCUUUUAAUCCAGACAACCACGUGCCAACAGAGCGAUAUGUGCUGUCUUGGGGAUUGCAUAUGUGUUACGCAAGCGGAAGUUUCUAUAUGUUGUCAGUAAUCCUUAUCAUUGUCAACAUCAUCAAAUCUAUUGUAUCAAAAUCCACAGUGUCGCCAACUUCCGACAAUGGAAAUUUUUCAGGCUUAGAACACAUGCGGUCCAAUGCCAAGUUUGAGGAUGACAAUGGACAGUCUGCAGGCUUAAAAAACGUGAGGCCUAAUGCCAAGUUUGAGGAUGACAAUAGACAGUCUUCAGGCUUAGAACACAUGAGGUCCAAUGCCAAGUUUGAGGAUGACAAUGGACAGUCUGCAGGCUUAGAAAACGUGAGGUCUAAUGCCAAGUUUGAGGAUGACAAUAGACAGUCUUCAGGCUUAGAACACAUGAGAUCCAUUGCCAAGUUUGAGGAUGACAAUGGACAAUAUUCAGACUCAGAAAACGUGAGAUGGGCUUCCAAGUUUGAGGAUGACAAUUGA
Ylistrum balloti is the source of this 930-nucleotide messenger RNA. RefSeq lists its product as uncharacterized. The record is from RefSeq and is a predicted model, not a curated record. The transcript has 3 exons. NCBI's taxonomy places the organism in Eukaryota, Metazoa, Mollusca, Bivalvia, Pectinida, Pectinidae. The coding region runs from base 1 to 930 and encodes 309 amino acids.